Molecule: messenger RNA, 1227 nt
Organism: Helianthus annuus (common sunflower)
Lineage: Eukaryota; Viridiplantae; Streptophyta; Magnoliopsida; Asterales; Asteraceae
Exons: 4
Coding region: 1-1227 (408 amino acids)
Molecular function (GO): nucleic acid binding; zinc ion binding
Source: RefSeq, a predicted model, not a curated record
AUGGACAAAUCGGAGGAGAUCAACAGUCAUUCUGGGGAACACCCAGAUAAUACCAGGAUUCUUGUCACUGGUGCGGAAUUGCAGACAUUAGUUGCAACCGCUGUUGCCACAGCCAUGGAAAAGCAAUUCGGAGAGUCUAGCGGGACUCAGAGUAGAACCCGAACUGUGCAACGUGCAAGGUCUAAGACUCACUCAAAGGCUCAUAGUAAGCCACCUUCAAAGAAAAGUGAGCCAAAGAAGGCCGAAGAGGAUAAUCACUCCUCCAAUCACAGCAGUGUUCCUAAACAGGAAGUACAGCCGAAGCAUGACACGAACAGCAAGUCCUAUAAAAUUAAUAGCCACCCAAUGGAGAACAAUGAUAACGCCCGAAUUAAUUUAACGGGUGCUGAACUAAAAGCGUUGGUAGACGACGCAGUUAAGAAGGCCUUAGAGCGGCAGUACGAAGAGUAUAGUGGGACUCGUAGUAGGACCCUAUCUAUACCACAUUCGAUGCCUCCUUCCAAGAAGGAUGAACCCAAGAAGGAAGAUGACGAGCGUCACCCUUCUAAUAAUCACAGCGAUCCGUCUCAACAGAUCAUACUGAAUCAAGGACCCCAUGAUAAGGGUUGCUCCUACAACGGAUGCGCUGAGAGGGAUGUGGUCAAGUUCGUGUCGCAAUCAUUUAAGGGUGAGGCCUUAGCCUGGUGGCGGUCGUUGAUUCAAGCCACCGGGAAAAUCCCUUUGUACAACAUGACUUGGGAUCAGUUCGUUACUCUUAUCAAAGAGAAUUACUGUCCUCAACAUGAAGUUGAGAAAAUUGAAGCUGGCUUUAUAUCCUUGGUUAUGACAAAUUUAGAUUGUCAAGCGUCAGCGGCAGACCUGUCACUAUCUCUUACACUUGAUAUAGUCAGAGGCAUGGCUGCCAAGGCCUCUGAAAAUGGAAAGAGAAAAAGGGAGGAUGAGAAUUCUCGUCGCUCCGAUAGGAAGAGUUCCGGGUUAAAAAGAGACAGUCAGCAGUCGGUUGAGAAGACCAAGUGCGAAACCUGUAGGAAAUACCACCUCGGGAAAUGCAGAUUCGAAUCUCAGCCCCUACCUUGUGGAAUUUGCAAAUCACAGGAACAUAAAACCCUGGAUUGCGAAAAGCUAAAAGAUGCAACCUGUUACGGUUGUAACGAGAGGGGGCAUGUCAAGACCAACUGCCCUAAGAAUCAGAAGAAACCCGAAGAAGCCAAAAGAACAAACGCAUGA